CGAGGCGGGUGCGCCGGCCUCUGGUGCUUUGCGAUCUGGACAUAACAGGAAAAGAACUGGUUAACCACUGUUGCAGUGUUCUGGAGUGAACGUGGGGAGGUGUGCUGAAAGAUGACUGGGUUUUCCAAUGGAACAACUGGCCAUGGCUGAACAAAGCCCAAUUGGCACAAAGCGAAGACAUGAGGAGGAUAGCGAACAUAUCGAGGCCAAGCGGAUCAGAGACCGUGGGGAGGAGGCCCAACCUCUGAACUCAGCCCAAGGCCAGGAAGCAGGCGAAUGUGUUGAAAUUAAGAAGGUUAAAACUGAUAACCAGGAUGGAUUAGCCAAUGCUGUUGCUGACCACUACAACCAACUGGAGAACACAGGACUCAGGGAAAGAAGUAAAAGCCCGAUAUUCUACCUAAGGAAUUUCAACAACUGGGUGAAGAGCAUGUUGAUUGGCGAGUUCGUCCGUCGGCUGGCUGACGAGAUGGUGGACGAUCACCGGCCGGCCGUGCUCGACAUCGGCUGCGGCAAGGGCGGCGACAUGCUCAAGUGGAAGAAGGCGGACAUCCGGCACUUGGUGUGUGUGGACAUCGCCGAGACGUCGGUGGAGCAGUGCCGCGGCCGCUUCCGGGACAUGAAGGAGCGCAACCAGCGCGAUCGCCACCCUCAGCCUCUGUUCAGCGCUGAGUUCAUCGCCGCCGACUGCACUCGGGUGCGGAUCCAGGAGCAGUUUCGCAACCCGGAGAUGCGGCUGGACCUGGUGAGCGUGCAGUUCGCGCUGCACUACGGCUUCGAGAGCCCGGCACAGGCCGAGCGGCUCCUGCAGAACAUCUCGGACCGGCUGCGGCCCGGCGGCUACUUCAUUGCCACCGUGCCGGACGCCCACGCCAUCAUGGCGCGACUGGAGCGGGCGGGCGGCCAGCAGUUCGGUAAUGAGCUGUUCCAGGUGCGCCUGCGCCGGCCGCACGAGCAGCCGCCGCCCCUGUUCGGCGCCCAGUACGACUUCUUCCUGGAGGGCGUGGUCGACUGCCCCGAGUUCCUCGUGUUUCUGCCGCUGCUCGAGAAAUUGUGCAAGAAGUACGGCUUGGACCUGGUGUACAAGAAACGCUUUGACGAAAUGUUUAACACAUACAAGGGCCUACCGGAAGGCAAGAUGCUGCUCAGCAAGAUGCAGGCGCUCGAGGCGUACCCGGCGCAGCACGGAGCCGAGCUGCUCGCCAGCGAGUCCGAGUACGAGCACGCGCGGCCGGCGGCGCGCCACGAGCGCUGCGUCGGCACCAUGUCCCGCUGCGAGUGGCAGGCCUGCUCGCUCUACCUGGCGCUCGGCUUCAGAAAGGCCAAGCCGGCCCGGUAGCGGCCGGCCGGAGAUGAGUGCGGUUCCGUUCCAGUCGGCUUCCCAAGUGCGCCCACGCCCCCAAUGUUGUUACCUUCUCAUGUGACAGUGAAUGACAAUACACGGUGGUGAAUGUUCGGA
Pollicipes pollicipes is the source of this 1459-nucleotide messenger RNA. RefSeq names its product RNA guanine-7 methyltransferase (gene Rnmt). Gene Ontology annotation, cellular component: nucleus. The transcript is spliced from 9 exons. Bases 128 to 1339 code for a protein of 403 amino acids. Gene Ontology annotation, molecular function: mRNA 5'-cap (guanine-N7-)-methyltransferase activity. Lineage: Eukaryota; Metazoa; Arthropoda; Thecostraca; Pollicipedomorpha; Pollicipedidae. Gene Ontology annotation, biological process: 7-methylguanosine mRNA capping. The record is from RefSeq and is a predicted model, not a curated record.